Molecule: messenger RNA, 5287 nt
Organism: Meriones unguiculatus (Mongolian gerbil)
Lineage: Eukaryota; Metazoa; Chordata; Mammalia; Rodentia; Muridae
Gene: Slc17a3
Product: solute carrier family 17 member 3
Exons: 13
Coding region: 146-1645 (499 amino acids)
Biological process (GO): transmembrane transport; monoatomic anion transport; urate transport
Molecular function (GO): xenobiotic transmembrane transporter activity; toxin transmembrane transporter activity; voltage-gated monoatomic anion channel activity
Source: RefSeq, a predicted model, not a curated record
GAGCUAUGGCCUCUCAUUAAUGAUUAAUAAUUCAAGUUCUGGAGUGGCGCAGAAUACUGAGUGUCCUGGCAAGAGCUAAGAGAAGCCUGCUCAGAGAAAACACAGGAAGCCCUCCCUCAGGCACUAAGUUGAAAGAAAAAACACAAUGGCCACAAUGGUAGAAUUGAGCCCUACAGGUGAGCAGAGUGACUAUGUCCUGGGCAAGCCAACAGACAAGAAGACCCCUCCCCAAAAAGUUCCAGGUUUAUGUUCCGUGCGCUAUGGAAUAGCCUUCAUCACACAUUUCUGCAACUUCACAUUGUUGGCACAGAAUGCCAUCAUCAGCAUCACCAUGGUAGCCAUGGUCAAUAGCACAGACCAUGCACCCCACCUCAACGGCUCCUCCGAAGAGCUUCCUGCUGGUUUAAAUGGUGACAAACAUGAAGAAGCCUCAAAGCAUCUUUCUGUAAAGGCCCCUGUGUAUAACUGGAGUCCUCAAACCCAAGGAAUCAUCUUCAGCUCUGUCCAGUAUGGCAUGGUGCUAAUGCAGGGUCCUGGCGGAUACUUGGCUGGGAAAAUAGGAACGAAGAAACUGGUGGGAAUUGCACUGAUAGGGUCUUCACUGCUCACUCUCUGCAUCCCACCGGCUGCCAAUCUUGGACUAGCUUAUCUCCUGGCCACACGGGCAAUCCAGGGCUUAAUGCAGGGUACCGGGUAUGGAGGUCAGAUGGCACUCUGGCAGAGAUGGGCUCCUCCGAAUGAGCGCGGCCGACUCUGCAGCAUUGCAUUAUCAGGAAUGAUCUUGGGAAUCUUUACUGUCCUCCUUGUGGGCGGCGUCAUUAGCAACUCCCUCGGGUGGCCCUUUGUCUUCUAUAUCUUUGGAGGUAUUGGUGUUGUCUGCUGGAUUCUCUGGCUCAUUCUGGUUUACGAUGAUCCUGUCUCUCACCCAUGGAUAGGCGACCCAGAAAAGGAGUACAUCUUAUCCUCUCUGGACCAUCAGUUCAGCUCAGAAGAGCAGCCACUUCCCGUCAAAGGCAUGCUUAGAUCUCUGCCCCUCUGGUCCAUGAGUCUUUGCGCUCUGACCCAUCAGUGGCUUGUUAACACCUUUGUGAUAUACACCCCAACAUACAUCAGCUCUGUGUUCCAAGUUAACAUCAGAGACAAUGGGUUCCUGUCUUCUCUUCCCUUUUUGGUUGCCUGGACCAUUGGCAUGCUGGGAGGCCAGCUGGCAGAUUUUCUACUGAGCAAGAAUUUUAGCGUCGUAACUGUGAGGAAAAUCGUCACAACUUUAGGAACUAUUCCCCCUGCAACUCUCAUUGUGGCUCUGCCCUAUGUCCGAUCCAGCUUUAUCACAACAGUUACAUUUCUGACCCUCUCCUGUGGAAUAUGCCCUAUGAGUCAGCCAGGAGUCUAUAUUAAUGCAUUAGAUAUUGCUCCAAGGUAUGCCAGCUUUCUCAUGGGAACAUCAAGAGGAUUUGCACAUUCAUCUGCUGUGCUGGUACCCAUUGUUGGUGGCUUUUUCCUUAAUCAGGACUCUGAGUUCGGGUGGAGGAAUUUCUUUUUCUUAUCAUUUGCGAUUAGCCUAUUUGGUUUGAUCCUGUUCCUCGUGUUUGGGAAAGCAGAUGUCCAAGAAUGGGCUAGAGAGAGGAAGGUCACUCGCUUGUGAAGAUGUCCUGUUUUCAGUAAAGAAGUCAUUUCACACGCUGUUUCCUAUGUGGGAAGAAGUUCAUAAACAUGGCAUCAGAUCCCCUCAUCAUUCAGACUUUUUUUUUUUUUGAGAAAAAUAUAAGAUGAAUAAAACAUCAAGUAAAAUGUCAGCAAGAGACUGCGUUGUCAGCUUUUAGUUGAGAAUGUGGGUGCUGGCAUGGUAAUGUCACAGUUUUUAAAUACAAGAACCAGCAUUUUUGAACCCUUGGGCAAGAAAGAUUGGUAAUCUUACUAAAGCAAUUAUUUAUUUUCUAUUUGCUAUUGAUUUCAUUUUUUAUGUAUGUGGUGCUGGAAGUAGGGCUUAUACUCACUCCUAGCCUGUAGUUUUUAUUUCCUGGAACAUAUUGUCAUGUUCCAUUCUUCAUUCAGGUGACUGGAGGGUGGGUGGCAUGGCCUGUACCCACACCCCCUUGUCCACCGGCUUCAGCCAGAUUCUUUAUGGAGAAAGGAAAACAUAUUCUCCGGAACUCAGCAGAGUCAUUGCAAUCCUCUGCCCUAGCAGGCAACCCUCUUCAUGUGUUCUCGUAACUUCCUCCCUCUGCCUAUUUGCUUUUCUUUGUCUUUCUUUGUGCCAGCUCUGAUGCUCUUAGAACCUGUUGUGAUUUUCUUGCCCUCUGGCUGAUCCUGUGCAAACAAUCUCUUUUCGCCCUGUCCUAACACUGCUCGCUGUGGCUGUCAUCUUUCUUCUGUGGGCCCACGGAGGUGGUGUAAUAAAUUCUGAUUGUAGAUCAGGGCAAGAUUAGAAAGGUGAAGCACGAACAAAUCCAGCAGUGACUGUGAUUUUGAUAUGAGUUCUAAUCUGUCUGUUGGGGCACUGACAUGUGUCAAAUAUAGUUUUCCUUCAAUUGUGCCUGGUAAACCCUGUCUUAGGUAGAGUAGCAGAGGGACAUACAUGGGACACUGACAAAGGUCUUCAAUUCCAUGCUAAAAAAUACAAGGAAGGCUCCUUCCCUCAAGCAAUUCCUGGGCUAGAUGAUAGAUGGAGAGGCCAACUUCUACAAAAGCAUAAAAGCAUAAAUGCCUUCUGACGGGAGUUCGCCUGCAUGCAAUUAGAGGAAUGUGUGUGGCUAAAGUAUGCAGUGCUCACGUGUCAUGGGAGAGAGUUUGAGUAGAUUUUAUAAGCAGUAAAGUGGGGAUCGUAGCAAUAGUUACACGGACAGAUCUUUUUAAAGCAUUCUUCUACUUUCAUUUCAGAUUUAGGAUGACUAGUAAAAUGAUCAUCUGUAUACUGGUCUUUUCAGCAGUUUUGAGGACUGGAAUAAGGCAGGACAAGCUGAAAUAAAGAGACAAGGAUGAAAAAUGUUUGCCUGGAAGGAUCUUGGGAGUCUCCCAUUUAACUGGAUGGUGAUGAGAGUCCUUUCCUGUGAAACCAAGUAAAAUACUAAGUAGAAAAUGCAGACAGAUGAGCUCUGCUCAGGGGAAGGAGAACAAGCUGGCUGGGAUGGACUGGGUCAGCAGCGAUGGUGGGAUGAUCAUGUAGCCAUGAAUCAGUUUUCUGUCUUGACAAACUGCCACCAACCAGGCAACUUUAAUAACAGUAACUAUUAUCUCUAUGCCCCCAGAGAGGCUGAUGCAAAUCUGAAACAUUAGAGAGAAGAGGAAACAUUGGCCUCAUGCACCCGAAUUUACCUAGAAGCAGGAAAGAGGAAAAUAAAAAGAGAUGAACUCUACAGUGACCAUAUUGAAAUAAUGUCCUUGAUACCGUCAUGUGUUAUUGUAGACACAGAUUCACAGAUAAAUUUGUUAACAUACAAAUUGCUCCCAGUAGACUGAUAUACAUGAGGGAACACCGACUGAGCUCUCAUCUAGACCUAUAGUCUGGAAGUUUCCAUUUAGUUCUGUUCACCCCCACUGUCAGAACCGCACUUACCCAUCAUGCUGUUAUCUUACACAAAUGGCAACCAAGCAACUUGCCAUCAGGGCAACCUCACUCUUCAUUCAGAAAAAAACAAACCAACAAACGAAUGCAUCCGGCUUCUUACCACACUAAUUUUCAUCCCUUUCCUUCACUGGCAAGCUCUAAUAGUUGCAGCUCUCUUCAGGAAAGACUAUACUCAAAAAGCUAAAGAAACCAAAGGGAAAAAUACUAUGCGUUUAAAAUUUUCAGAGGCAACCAAAAUCAAUGGAGUUUUGUUGCUUUGAUGGGUUUACUUUAUUAUUGGUCACAAACUUGGAGCCUUUUCAUCAACUCUAAAAGAUUCUACUAAUGAGGCACUAUACAACGUGGGCUACUGUAUAAGAACUUUGCCAAUCUGUAGUGGCAGAAAUACACAGACAUUUUUAUUGUUUAUGGCUCGCCGUGAGUGUUUUUGUAUUUAAUCUGUUGGCCUGGCAGCAGGUAAUGAGGUAAGCUGCUGCAGCUGAGUUGCUAAAAGCAGGUUGGCUCCUAAAUCACAACAUUCCUCCCUUUUGUUUAUUAUAAAAGGUGAGUGGGUAGGAAGGAGUGAUGGUGAGGCAGGAAUGAGGGUGCUGUGCUCUUUGGGCUGCUUCCUGCCGAUUAGGGGCAACAGUAUCUUUGGGGAGCCAAGAAAAUUGGGAUGCUGUCUAAGUCCUGGGAAAGCUUACGGUUUCACUCACUGUCCAGGCUCUGUGGGAUCAUCUGGAGCUGGGAAAGUGCUGGCCUAGUUGAAGCAGUCUGUGAGGCUGGACCAGCUGGGGCUAGCUACUUUGAAGCUGUCAAGGAUGCAGACUUGGAGGGGACACCUGGACCUGGCAGGAUGCUGGAACAGUUUCACUGGGCACUUACGAUAAUAGUGCUUGAUCUUUUUCAAGCAUUGCUGCUAGAGCAGAUUCAUUAAUCAUUAUUCAACCAUUACCCUUAGAAAGAACUUAGAGAUGUACAUUGUUAGCAGUGACCGCCACCCUUAGAAAGAAUUUGGAAAAAUAGAUUGUUUAGCAAGUUUAGGUUACAAUGGUACCCCUUCCCCUCCCCCCAGUGGCUCUGAUGUAGAAAAUCUUGAGGAACAAAUUGAAGUUCAUAAAGGCAUACUCUUGAUAGUUGACUAGGGACUUUCUAAGGUUAGAGAGCAAGAACAAUAACCCAAAUUAGCACUAGCCGACGUGACUCUCUAGCUGACGCUGGGCGAAAUCAAGAUGAUGAUUAAUUUCUUGUACCCAUUUUUGCCCUCAGCUUCCUGAUAUGAUUUAAUAAAAAUUGUUAAUGAGUAGAUUUUCACCUUGAGUAUUUAAAGUAGAAAUGGCUGAUUGUUUUGAUAUAAAAGUUUAGAUUUGUGAUUCGUUUUAGAUUUUUGUAAGAUUACUUUUUAAGAUAAUUGAUUCUUUGCAACUGCAAAUUGCAGCCUGACAAUAAAGAGAAACUGGCUAAGAAAAUUACUUUGCUUGCUUGCAUUUUGUUAAUCUAUAACAGGUUGCUUAGUUACAAAUGUGUGUGGGUUCUUGGGAAUAAUUUGUUUUCUUCACCUGUAAUAUGUAAGAUGUUUUUAUGUAAAGGUAUUGGGGAAACAUUGUUUUUUUUUCUCAUGUGAUAAUUUACAAAAGAAAAAUGUAGUCAUAUUGUAACUUUCAUACUGCUUGAAUGAUUUUGCUGGGAUAUAUAAGCUGGAGGAAAGAAAAUAAAGUUGUUGAAGCUUGUUGGAACUUG